Molecule: messenger RNA, 549 nt
Organism: Guyanagaster necrorhizus
Lineage: Eukaryota; Fungi; Basidiomycota; Agaricomycetes; Agaricales; Physalacriaceae
Exons: 5
Coding region: 1-549 (182 amino acids)
Source: RefSeq, a predicted model, not a curated record
AUGGAUAAGGUUGCUCCCCAUAAGACAAAGACCCCGGAGAUUGGUUUAUUUUGGAGGAAGACAAAGCAUGACCCUGUUGUUGCGAUGAACGCCUCUGAUCCAGCCUCACAAAAGACACCGCUGAUGACAGAUAUGAACCAUGAUAUGAUGGCUGUCCGGGAGGAUAGCCCGAAUACUUCUUCGAGCCAGGAUGGCAUUGCAUUGCUUGGAAUGCCCAAAUACUUGGUCAGAAAAUUCAUCGUACACGUGGCCAUCAGUUCAGAAUUUGAGUUUCCUUGGAAUGGCUCAGAGUUCGGGUCAGUGGCGCAAGAAUUGGGGAUUCAGUUGGCGGACACAGAUAUCCGUACCCUGGUGCUCAAAGGCUUCUCCUCAGGUAUGUCCUCGUCGAUCCAGUGCAUUGGUAUGGAGAUAGGAAUGAAGCUAAAUAUAAGCCAAGACGGAGAGUUCGGGAUACCCUCGGAUAUAGGAAGGAUCCACAAGGUGAUUGCCAUUCUUCAAAGGAAGAUGAUGGUCAAAAAUGGGGAAGAUGACAUAUGGCUCGGGCAAUGA